GGGGAAUGCCACUAAGGAGUUCAUCGAGAGUUUACAGCUGAAGCCUGGACAGGUGGUAUACAAGUGCCCUAAGUGCUGCAGCAUCAAGCCCGACCGGGCACAUCACUGCAGUGUCUGUAAGAGAUGCAUUCGGAAGAUGGACCACCACUGCCCUUGGGUUAAUAACUGUGUGGGAGAGAGUAACCAGAAGUAUUUUGUAUUGUUUACAAUGUAUAUAGCCCUGAUAUCCCUUCAUGCCCUCAUCAUGGUGGUGUUUCAUUUCUUGUUCUGUUUAGAAGAAGACUGGACAAAAUGCAGUUCUUUUUCACCACCAGCUACAGUGAUCCUUCUUAUCUUGCUGUGUUUCGAGGGUCUCCUUUUCCUCAUCUUCACUUCCGUAAUGUUUGGAACUCAGGUGCACUCAAUAUGUACUGAUGAGACUAGCAUUGAGCAACUGAAGAAAGAGACUCCCACUUGGGAAAAGAAGCUAUACUGGGAAGGACUGAAGGAAGCAUUUGGUGGUGAAUUCUCCUUCAAUUGGUUUAACCCAUUUUCAGGCUUAAAUUGUAGAAAGCUUUCUUCACGAGUUGAAAUUAUAGAAGACGACACAGUAGAGGAGGAAGAAGAAGAAGUAUGAAGCACUAAUAAGCUAGCUAAGCACUACAAAGAUACAAGCUGGACUGCAUUCUUUAUAGCGGAUUGAAAAGUGCAAGUUCUGUUAGAUAAAUCUGGCUAAGUAAAGUCAAAGUCUGUACAGGACCUUGGUGGUGGUGUGUUCCAUACAACUAAGUCUCUCUAAAGUUGCUGAAUAUUAGCACAGCUACUUCUGCAGAAACUCGCACUAGAAUUAAAGUUAAUCACUGAGUGUUUUCUGUGAAUUCACUUAAAAUCUGUUUACAGUGGCUUCAUACAUACUGGUAUUGUUUUGCUUGGGUACACUUGGAACUGAUUUCCUAGACACUACAGUUCCAUGUGAGUUUUUCCUUCAAACAUAUGACAUCUUCAAAAUGGUCUUAUUCAUUCAUUUGUUUUCUUAAAGCUUGUAUUUAAACAGCAAUGUCUGUGUUACCUUGCUUUCAUUCACAUUCCUGUAUAAGAGAUUUGUGUUCCCCUAAACCUGAAGUGCACUUGGAGGAAGAGCAUUGUACUCUGGUACAUAUCUAUUAAUUAUGGGUCAUAGUGUGUGUACAGUUUGUAAAAUGUGGCAUGCUGAACAUAGAGAGGAAGCAGGAUUCUCCAUACUUGCACUAUUAAGGUAUUAGCAGUCACUAUGAUGCAUUUAUUAUAGUUAUAAGUAGAAAUUUCAAGGGUAACACGUGUCUCAAGGUGAUGCAAUAAAUAAUCCAACUGAAAUGCAUUUUCAACAUGUGUAAACAAUACAAUUGUUUACUUUUUUUCUUUAAAUGAAAAGGGCAGUGCUUGUAUUCAAUUAAGAAACACUUAAAAAGUCAGCAGC
This is a messenger RNA of Protopterus annectens (West African lungfish), 1435 nucleotides long. RefSeq names its product zinc finger DHHC-type palmitoyltransferase 3 (gene ZDHHC3). Gene Ontology annotation, biological process: protein targeting to membrane; peptidyl-L-cysteine S-palmitoylation. NCBI's taxonomy places the organism in Eukaryota, Metazoa, Chordata, Ceratodontiformes, Protopteridae. The record is from RefSeq and is a predicted model, not a curated record. Bases 137 to 616 code for a protein of 159 amino acids. Gene Ontology annotation, molecular function: protein-cysteine S-palmitoyltransferase activity. The transcript has 5 exons. Gene Ontology annotation, cellular component: Golgi apparatus; endoplasmic reticulum.